UGUCCUGCUGUGAACACACCUGCAAACUCCGUCUCAUAUUUGAUCCAGAGACAGUCUGUCAAACCAGAGGACAACCCCCGGCUAAAUUAAACCAAACCGGGGAAUUUGGAAAACCACUGAGAAUAAGGGGAAGUCUGGAGUGAUUAACAAUUACUUCCUCAUAAGACAUGCCCAAGAGGAAGAGAGGUGCUUUUCACUCAUGGAGCGCUCUCCUAAGGAUGAGGAGCAUCAUGCUUUCCUUCCUCUGCUUACUGAUGCACCUGCUUCAGGAUGAGAUAACUUCACUUUCAGUUAUGGAAAACCAAGACCUGCAAGACUCAAUUAAGCCGCAGAAGGUAGAGUUUCGUUCGUUAAACUUCAACAGCACUUUGCAUUGGCAGCCUGGGUGGGCCAGAGAGGCGAGAGACACACUCUACUUUGUGCAGUACAAAGUUUAUGGGCAGACCACGUGGCAAAACAAAGAUGAGUGCUGGGGAAUUCAAAGCCUUGUCUGUGACCUAACACAUGAGACCUCUGACAUCCGGGAGCCUUACUACGGAAGAGUGAAAGCCGCAUUGGCUGGUGUCUAUUCCAACUGGAGCCUCAGCUGCAGAUUCACUCCCUGGCGAGAAACUAUGAUAGGACCUCCAAUAGUAACUCUGGUUCAUAGCAACAAAUCCGUUAUAGUAAAGCUCCAGGCUCCACGUUCUCCAUUUAAAAGGAAGAAAGGCAGCAAGAUACCAAUGACAAAUUAUUAUGAUCUACUGUAUCAAGUCUUCAUAAUUAACAACUUGCUAGAUGAGCAACACAGAGUCCUGGUGUAUGAAGGAAAAGAGAAGGUUAUUAAAUUAAAAGAUUUGAGGCCUGGAGUCAGCUACUGCAUCGUGGCUAAAACGUACGUGCCCAUGCUGGACCGCAGCAGUGCCUACAGCAGCAGGCAAUGCACCGUGCUGCAGUGACAGGGCUGGCACCUCUGUGACGGGGAUAAUGGCAGAAGAUGCCUUCCAUCACAGAUCCAGUUGUAAAUCAGCACCUGUUGUCUAUGUCUGGAAUACAUACUUGGACACUUUUUAAACUAACCUUUGCUGCAAUAAAUUAUUUGAUUCAUCACAAUUGUUUUAUGCUACAUGAAGGUCAAGGAUUGUUUUUAUGUCCUAUAUUACAAUUUAUGAUGGUAUGUAUUUGCAUUUUCAAAGGAAAAAGCCUUGUAAUAUGAAGGAAAAACCAUGCAAAAAGCAUUUGUGGAAAUAUUCCUAAGAUUCCUUCAAGGUUUUUUCUAUUUUAUGCCUUGGACUUAAAAUACAAUUUAUAAAACAGAAAUUUCGGAUAUUUUAUGUCUUCUAGAACAAUAGUUGCAACAGAAGAUGAAAAAACUGCCCUCUCUUUAAAAUAAAAAAUGUCCAGUACAGGAGUA
Molecule: messenger RNA, 1393 nt
Organism: Empidonax traillii (willow flycatcher)
Lineage: Eukaryota; Metazoa; Chordata; Aves; Passeriformes; Tyrannidae
Gene: IL22RA2
Product: interleukin 22 receptor subunit alpha 2
Molecular function (GO): protein binding; interleukin-22 receptor activity
Source: RefSeq, a predicted model, not a curated record